Messenger RNA from Suhomyces tanzawaensis NRRL Y-17324, 568 nucleotides. RefSeq lists its product as uncharacterized. The transcript has a single exon. NCBI's taxonomy places the organism in Eukaryota, Fungi, Ascomycota, Pichiomycetes, Serinales, Debaryomycetaceae. The record is from RefSeq and is a predicted model, not a curated record. The coding region runs from base 131 to 439 and encodes 102 amino acids.
CCCUCCACUGUCCCUACGCACCCCUCCACUCUCCCUACGCAUCCCCCAUCCUCCCAUCCCUCCCGUCUAUCUACCACGCACCCGCGCCUAAGUACCAGGCUGAGGCCCCCUUCCGCUGCGCGGUGACGCAAUGGCUGGGGCUCAUAGAUUGCUUGCACCCUCUAAUAGCGUACGAACUCUGCUGGGCUCUCCUUGUCAGCACGUCAACUAUUGUGUCAAGAUCAGUGGUCAAAAUUUGCUUAACAUCCUCCUUCUUUCUUACUAUCGUUUAACCUCCGCUAACAGAAGUUGGCCUACUAGAAGAACAUCAGUUGCUACAAGCAUAGCACCUACUGAAACACAUCAGCGUCUACUGAAACAACAUCAGUGUCUAGUAGAUCGUCAACUACCAGAUUGGUCUACACUUAGAAAAGAGUAUAGACAGCACAUUAGAGACUAGAGACUAGAUCAAUAGAACUAGAUCAAUAGACAACUAGCAACUACAGUACUAGACAAUAUCAUCUAGAUCAUCGAACCAACCUGACCAUUAGCAUACUAGACCAGAUCAAUACCAUCCCACCAACUGGAU